Messenger RNA from Sesamum indicum (sesame), 913 nucleotides. Lineage: Eukaryota; Viridiplantae; Streptophyta; Magnoliopsida; Lamiales; Pedaliaceae. The record is from RefSeq and is a predicted model, not a curated record.
UUAUGCGAAUGGUUGAAAAAAAUGUGGUUUCAUGGACCUCCAUGGUUAGUGCAUAUGCUAAACAUGGACUCGUUGAAUGCGCUGAGAGAACUUUUAACCGGAUGUCUUUCUAAACAUGCCGGAGAAAAAUAUUGUUUCAUGGAAUACUGUAAUGAAUGCCCUUGCAUUGCAUGGUUAUGGAUAUAGAGCAAUUGAACUUUUUCAAGAGAUGGAGGCUGGUGGGAUUCGGCCAGAUGCAGUAACCUUUAGCGCCUUACUUUCUGCUUGUUGUCAUUGUGGUCUUGUUGAAAUUGGACGAUAUUUCUUUGGUAAAAUGGGUCGUAUGUAUAACAUACCAUAUGAUGUUGAGCAUUAUGCUUGUAUGAUUGAUAUUCUUGGUCGUGGAGGGUUGUUCAAAGAGGCACUUGCACUGGUUGGGAAAAUGGAUAUGAAGCCAGACAUAGUUAUCUGGGGUACUUUGCUUGGUGCAUGUAGAACUCACCGAAACAUCUCAAUUGCAAAGCUGGUCUUGAAGCAACUAUUAGAGUUGGAACCAUAUGCCGGGGGCUUGUUCGUACUUAUGUCAAACAUAUUCUGUGAAGCUCAACAGUGGGAUGAAAUGAAGAAGAUGAGGAAACUAAUGAAGGACCAUGGUGUCAGAAAGAGUGAUGCAGUUAGCUCCAUUAAAGUUGGUGGCCACGUUUCUGAGUUUAUGGUCGACGAUAACAAACAUGAAUCUUCGAAUCUUAUCUACACAAUACUCAAUCAAAUGAAAGAUCACUUAAAGUCUGAAAGUGAUGUAUAUGGUCUAAGAGGCGACUUUUUAGAUGCUGUGGAAAUCUAGAGCUAAGAAUUAAAGGCAUUCAUCCUUGCCUAGUAUGGUUGUGACUCUUUAGCAAAAGAACCUAAGAUCCAUCAAAGACUUUCACAUUGG